GUUUAGGUGAUUUAUUGGAGCUGUUUAACUCUGCUAUUUAAUUAAUGAUUCUUUAUCAAAAAUUGAAUCAGACACAUGUAUACAGUACAUACCCUAUAUGAGUAACAUAAGUGUAGAUAACAGCUCAGAUAAUUUAGUUGUGAAAAAAAAAAAUAAGAUGUCAAGUUUAGAUUGAAUUUUGAGAGUUUUGAUUAGAUGAUCUGACGUACAAACUAAUCAAUUGUUAUUAGUAGUAUUUUUUUUUUACAAUAUGUAAAUAAUGGAUAAGAGAGCAAAGAAAUAGCAGGAACUUGUGUAUCCAGUGAUUAAUAUUUAAAUAGCAGGAGUCUCUAAGCAACGCCUCUUGUCCUCAAGGUGUCUGUUACAGAAGACAAACUGGAACGACAGAAGUAUGACCACAGGAAGAGAGAAAACAUUACCCAAAGGAAAAUGUAUAGAUGGGCAGAAAGAAAGGUACACUGACAGAAGUGGCUGGUGGAGAAACACUAUUAAGGACUAUCCCAUUCCUGGCAGUUACCACAUUCGGGACUUCAUAGAGGAGACAGAACUUAACCCUGUGCCUAGGACGUAUGGCUUCAAAGGCCCCAAGCGAAACACCCUGAUGUCGAUUGUACAUCGAGGGGACGUGCUAUUGCCCGGGGCAUAUAACUUCACCGACUCAACCAGUGAGAUUCUGCAGCGCCAGGCAACGUACUCUUUCAAAAGCUGCCCCAGACCUGACAUCCACACUUUGGGCCUUAGGGAUAAGGAUAUUAACCUCUCACCCGGUCAGUAUGAUGUUACGGAGAAGCCUGUCCCCAAAUCACCUUGCAAGCAUGUGAUGUUCCGAUCGGCCGUACAGAGGGUCAGCUUUCUCCCGAAAGAGGGACCAGCACCUGGACAUUACAACCCAAGGCAAAGCGCAGGCGUUGCAGUCACAUCCUGCUUCAGGUCUACUGUACCACGGCUGUACAGUGUGCACUCGGGAACUCCAGGACCAGGUGUGUAUGAGCCCACGUGGCACAGAGGUCAACGGCUUAGCACUGAUGUCAAAGUGGACUGGGCCCAUGACCUCCUUUUUCGCAACAUACCAUGAACUUUUUUUUUUGUCUUUGACCUUCCCAUAUAUAUUCAUUUAAUUAAAAUUUCCCAUUCUUUUGUAAGUAAAGUGUUCCCAGGUUUAGUGUUGAAAUAAUGUUAGCUGUUGUUUUAACAUCGAAAAUGUUCUGAAUUUUUUAUUUUUUUUUGUUACAUAAACAAGAUAUUUGAACAUUGAGA
This is a messenger RNA of Carassius auratus (goldfish), 1257 nucleotides long. It is a transcript of the gene stpg4, whose product is annotated as sperm-tail PG-rich repeat containing 4. Gene Ontology annotation, biological process: epigenetic programing of male pronucleus. The transcript is spliced from 7 exons. NCBI's taxonomy places the organism in Eukaryota, Metazoa, Chordata, Actinopteri, Cypriniformes, Cyprinidae. Gene Ontology annotation, molecular function: chromatin binding; histone binding. Gene Ontology annotation, cellular component: germinal vesicle; male pronucleus; female pronucleus. The coding region runs from base 392 to 1075 and encodes 227 amino acids. The record is from RefSeq and is a predicted model, not a curated record.